Messenger RNA from Naumovozyma castellii, 3018 nucleotides. RefSeq names its product Epo1p (gene EPO1). The coding region runs from base 1 to 3018 and encodes 1005 amino acids. Lineage: Eukaryota; Fungi; Ascomycota; Saccharomycetes; Saccharomycetales; Saccharomycetaceae. The transcript has a single exon. The record is from RefSeq and is a predicted model, not a curated record.
AUGGACGCAGGAUUAUCUGCAAUGAAUCAACAACAACAACAUAUCAUGUCGCAGCAGGGCCAAAUGAGAGAACAAUUACUGCAUAACGACAUUGGAGGAAUAGAUAUAACGCAAGAGACACCACUAUCGACAAAGCAGGGGGCACCAAUGCCCAUGCCCAUGCCCGUGCAACAACAACAAUACUACCAGAUGCCGCCACCAACUACCCAAGUACCUCUCGCUGUCCAGCCCCAACAGUUCCCGCCACAACAACAUUAUCAUCAAGUGUUCCCACCACCACAACAACAACAACAGCAGCAAUACGCGUACCAACAACAACAAUUUCAAAGAAUGGGCCCUCCAGCCCCACAGAAUCAACCAAACAUGAUGGGCAUGGCGAAACCGAAACCGAAACCAAGAGUGAGUUCACCGCCACAGGAUGAGAAGAGGUCCUAUUCCUUGAAUCAGAAAUCAUUCUCCAAUUUCUUCAAACAUAGAGCAGGAUCGAGUCCCUUUAGCAAGCAUAAGAAAUCGUCUCCAGCACGAAUGGGCGGAGGUGGAGGUGGUGAUGAUGGCGGCGAUGGGGACGAGGAUGAAGUCGUCGUGAUGGAGGAUGAUCCAAGUUCCGCAACGUACACGUUUAAUGAUAUUCAGACCUUUGGAUAUAAGAAUGGAGACAAGUUUGGAGUGAGUAGUGAUACCACACCACUGAUACCCACUUUGAUUACUAAACAGGGAGAUUCCAUGUCCAAUACAGAGUAUAGAAAGUAUCAGACUAACCAGAAGAAAUUGGCAAGGAACGCAUUGGCAAAGCAACAGAAGGCUGGCGGUGCUGUACCCGGUGGGCAACAACAAACGCCAAAUAAUCCAAGAGCAAUGUCUUUACAAACUGGUGCCAACCCUUAUUAUCAGAAUCCUAUGCAAAGACAACCAUUCCCCAAUCCAAAUCCAAAUCCAAACCAAAAUAUAAAUGUCAACAAUCCAAGAGCCAAUUCGUUAAUGACUACACCCCAACAACAGCAACAACAACAACCGUAUUAUCAACAAUUCCAACAGCAACAACAACAGCAACGCAUGCAGUUCCAACAAUACCAAGCCCCACCAAAUGCUAAUCCCUCUAUGCCAAUGGCACCUCCACAACAACGUCAACAAGAGCCAAGAACAAUGUCAUUGACGAACCCGUCGAAUCGAAUGUUGCCAAUGAAUGACAGAAGAUUCCAACCUCCACAACAACAAAUGCACCCUCAAUCCCAACCUCAAGUAGAGCAACGUCCCUUCUAUCAAAAAAUUGGAACAAGCUCAUCCUCCAUGGGAAGCAGUAACCCACCAGAGAUGCAUUCCAUAGGUUCCUCUAAUGAAACGUCAACGGCAAAUACUUCUCAGACUGAAAAUGAAUUUUUAAAUCAAAACGUAAGAACGUCACCAUUAAGAAACCAGAUAAAUAGCUUACCCGUUGAUGAUGUCUCGCCAAUUCAUCCUUCCAAUGAGCAGUAUGUAAGUAAGGCAAGAUUAAAUAUUUUGAAAUUAUCCCAACCACAACAGGAAGAACAAAAUGAAAGAGAGCAGCAACAACAAGAGGAACAGCAGGAGAGGAUAAGGAAGCAGAAUUUGCAGAAGGAGAAGGAAUUGCGUGAGCAGCAACAGUUACAAAAGGUGCAACAAGAACAACAACAGCAACUAAAACUGCAGAAGGAGAGGGAAAUUCAAGAGCAACUUAAAAGAGCACAACUUGAAAGGGAAUUACAGCAGCAGCAGCAGCAGCAGCAACAACAGCAACAGGUUUUGCAGCAUGAUAAUCUCAAUCUACGGCCUACCAGUCUCCUGGAAACUGGUCUUCAAUCGUUGUCUCUAAAUGAUCCAUCCAAUAGAGGUUCUACGGCCACGUAUACUUCUACCUUCAGCGAAUCUCCAGAAAAGAAGAAUGCUUUGAAUAAGGCAACUGGAAUGUAUCAAUUGGAAAAUGCUACUGGAACAAGAGAAUAUGUUACUGCACAGGAGUUUCCAAAUGAAUCUGACAAUUAUCACAAUAUUCAAACAUCACGUCGCCAAUCACAACUUUCAUCGGCAAGUACGGUUGAAAUGAACCCAAGUACAAAUGGCACAGAUCCAAGAAGAAUCCCCACGCAAUCAUCUAUAUCCACUAUUCAUACAGCUACAAGUACAUCCUCCACAACAAGCGAAGCCAAUUCAAAGAAAAGAUUCUCUAUGACAAAGACAAAGAAUUUUUUGAAGAAGAGAUUAUCAAAGGAUUAUAGUACUUCUUCCGAUCUUCAAAACAAGAGAACUCCAAGCAUUGUAAGCAUGAGCAGUAAUAAUAGCAUUGCGGAUGAUACAUUUCAAUAUAAGAAGGAAGCAAAUAAGAAACAGGCGAACCGCCCAAUUUCAAUGGCAUCUGUGAUGUCCGAAUCCUCGAAUAAGAAAAGGUUAAGCACCAAUACUGUUCAGCCACUAUCAAUCCCAGAAAGCCCUAUAAUGCAAAAUAGGCAAUCAACAAUUCGUCCAAUUAGGGAACAUAUCGUUGAAGCUGAUGAUUUUGUAUUUGACAACACAGUUGCAAAGGAAUAUCAGCCUAGUUUCAAGAUUUUGGGUAAGAAAAGCUCAACAAAGACUAUAACGAUAUCAGGUGAACAACUGAACAUAAUAACAGAGAAUACAGAAUUGAUGAAGGAGUUGACUCUCGUAUCAACAGCCUUAGCGGAAUCAAUAAAGAGGGAGACCAUAUUGGAGGAGAGAAUACGAUCAAAACAUGAUACAAUGGAUACUGAUAGACCGUUAUCAUUGGAUGAUUUUGAAAUUGAGUUGAGGAAAAAAUCAUCCAAGAUAGUGGAGUUGAUUCAACAAUUAAACGAUGAACGAUUGAAAAGAUUUAUCGCAGAGGAGCAGCUUUUGUUGAAAGAAAAUGGAGCUAGUCCAAGUUCUAUUGAAUUGGUUCAAACUAUUAAUGACUUGAAGAUGUCGCUGGACUCCAAAGAUGAUGAGAUUAGAACGCUGAAGGAAAAAAUCUUUCAACUGGAAGAACCACAAGAGAAUUUUUUAUGA